Physeter macrocephalus (sperm whale) is the source of this 3802-nucleotide messenger RNA. It is a transcript of the gene CCDC125, whose product is annotated as coiled-coil domain containing 125. Lineage: Eukaryota; Metazoa; Chordata; Mammalia; Artiodactyla; Physeteridae. The transcript is spliced from 14 exons. Bases 612 to 2153 code for a protein of 513 amino acids. Gene Ontology annotation, biological process: negative regulation of cell motility; negative regulation of Rho protein signal transduction. The record is from RefSeq and is a predicted model, not a curated record. Gene Ontology annotation, cellular component: cytoplasm.
GGCGGAGGGACGGGGGCGGCGUGAGGCGGCUGGGGUCCAGCUCUCGUCGCCCCGCUCUCGGUUCCUCACCCGCCAAGGACAGUGGAGAGGGUCCGGGGCCAGACCCCUGGGCGGGGCUGCGCAAAUUCGAGAAACUCGGCAGGUUAUGUACAAGCUGGUGAACUGGCUCCUUCCCCUCUUGCUAGUUGAAUGGCCUCAUCUUAUAUUGUAGAAAUAAGGAAUAGAUUUGAAAGACUGUACCUCUCUCAUCUCCUCCUUUAUUAUUAUUUUUCUGCUAAUUAUGAGCCUUAAAACUACAGCGCACUAAAUGCAAUGUGGUAUCCUGGAUUGGAUCCUAGAACAGAAAAAGGACAUCAGUAGAGAAACUGGGGAAAUCCGGAUAAAGUAUUUGGAUAUCGAGCUGGAGAUGUGUAUUUUAAGAGUGUUCAGGAGUGGAAGCCAAGCAUAUACAGAAGGGACAGGAAGAGGCAAAGGAGUCUGAGUGGGCAGUUCCCCGACCAGGGAUUGAACCCGAGUCCCGGCAGUGAAAGUCUGGAAUCCUAACCACUAGGCCCACUGGGGAACUCUCCAGAUAACUUGUUUAUCCCUGCGGUAAAGAAGGCACGUGGCUGAUGAGCAGGGAGGCGAGGCCGCAGAGUGGGGCAGAGGGGCAGGCCUGGGAAGCAGAGGACGAUGACAUGGCAGAAGGCGAUUUAGGGUAUGGCCUCAGAAGAAGGCCCGGUGGCAUUUAUGAAGUGCAAGUUUCACAUUUAUUUACAUCUAGAAAAAGAUCAGAUGGAAAGACCUGUAGUCCUCCCCCAUUUUCAAGAAAUGAGGAAGAAAGAAACAGUGCCGUUUUUCAGUAUUCCAAGCAUAAGAGCUUGCGUGAUACAUACCCGGAAGGACCCCAUAUUCCCUAUCACGGCCGACAAAGUAGCACUGAUUCUAAUUCAGAGUUGUCAGAUGUGGAAUUAAGGCAACGUCUUCAUGAAACUUUAGAGGAGGUAGAAAUUUUGAAAACUGAACUUGAGGCAUCUCAAAGACAGCUUGAAGGUAAAGAGGAAGCAUUGAGAAUUCUUCAAAGCAAUGCAAUAUUUGGCAAAGCCACAAGUCAUACCCAGGCAGUGCUUCAAAAAACUGUGGAGCAAAAGAGAUCCUUGGAGAAGGAAAUAAAUGCCUUGCAGUGGGAAAUAGAAUUUGAUCGCAAUAGAUUUAAAAAUAUAGAGGAAUCUUGGAUCCAAAAAUAUGACAGGCUAAACUGUGAAAAUGCAGUCCUCAAAGAAACUUUGAAACUGAAAACAGAAGAAAUUAAAAUGCUCAAGUCUGAAAAUACAAUUUUGAAUCAACAGUAUUUGGAGGCCCUCGCCAUGCUUGAUAUCAAACAGCAGAAGAUGGCUCAGGAAAACACGUGCCAGGACACAAGUGGCUUUACAGAGGUUUCAGGUCUUGAGCUUGCAGUCCUGGGAGCCUGCCUUUGUCACGGUCCCAGCGGGAGCCCCUGUACCUGUGCAAGACUGGCAGCAUCUACUCGGAAAAUGCUCCUUCAGGUCAAACAGGAGUUGGAACUUCUGCAGAAGAGUAAAGAAGAAGCCUACAUAAUGGCAGAUGCAUUCAGAAUUGCAUUUGAGCAACAAUUAAUGAGGAAAAAUGACCAGGCACUAAGAUUGACACAAAUGGGUAAAAUGUGUAAGAAAGCAACAAAAGGGACAAAUUGGAAGCACCUUAAAGAUGAUGGGUUACCGUCACAAAGGAGUAAGAAGACCUUAGGGCAGAAACUGUUGGGCAUGCUCCCUUUGGAAAACAGUUCUAAGAGUACUGAUGACCAGCGUGAUCCUCAGGAAGUCUUUAAGAUGCUAAUAGAUUUGUUAAAUGAUAAAGAAGAAGCUUUGGCUCAUCAAAGAAAAGUUAGUUACAUGCUUGCUCGGGCUUUGGAAGACAGAGGCACCACCUCAAAAGAGAAUAAAGAAAAAAAUCCUAUGAAAGACAAUUCUCCAUUAAAAAACCCCUGGCAGAAAACUUCAGAAUUCCCUGUUUUACGUGAUCCCGUACAUUCAAGUGUUCAAAUUUUUAAUUCUGUGGGCUGCAUUUGUUCAAUUCAGCACUUUCAAACAGAUCAAAACUACACAAGAACUCUUAAAAGAUCCUAUUCUUUGCCAUCAAGUAUCAUGUACUGACGACAAACCAGUUGAAAUUAGAACUGAGAGCUGUUUAUAUCGAGACUUUGAAAACAGACCAUGUAAAUGUUGCUACAUCUUCAGAAGUUGUGUUUUCCGGGUAUUUCUAAAUUUGGGGAAGCAGCUUAAAUAAAUGUUCUCUACAAGAAAUUUAUUAGUAUUCUGUGUUGACAUAUUUCAUUUAUAAAUUACUACAUUUUCGAAAUUUUCAGUAUUUGCCAACAUCUUAAAAACAAAGAAAUAGUGAUUUUCAGAAGAAAACUAUUUAGAUUGACUUAUAGGGAUCUUUGGCUCAAGCAACAACAGGAGUGACUGAAUGUUAAUUUUUGGAAUACAUUUAUCUGGUUUUGUGUUUUUCUGGAUUUUUCAUUUGCCAUAUAAAGUUUAAAAAUAAUUUCCUUCACUUCCUUAAAAAAGUUAUUAUGGUGGGACUUUGGCAGCAGUAUAUUCAAAGUCACUGCUAGUUACCUAUUUCAUAGCUUCCUUUUUGUCAGAGUGGUGACAUUCUGUAGCCAGAUCUAUGCAGAAUUCUGGUAUUUAGGCCACUCUGAAUUAACUUCUUGGUUUUGAUGCUGAAUUUUAGGCCAUUUAAAAUUAUUUUCUCUUUCUAGAAAUAUUACAUAGUAAUAAUCUUUAAUACCUUUUGGGAAUAUUACUAUAUUAAUAGCAUCACAAUGAUAUCAAAGGAAGUGCAUUACCUUGUCAGCAGUUAUAAAACUUAUCUCUAGUGAAAUGAUCUCUAGUGAAAAGAAAAGAUACUACUACUUAAUAAGAUAGCUAACAGUAGGAUAAUAAGGUAACAAUAUAAACCAUUUAUAGUUGUGUUACAGGAACAGCACUGGUUGGCAUUAAUAAUAAUAAAAGCUGAAAAAUUGGCAAAUACAUUUUGAAAAAAGGAAUAAUGAGGAUCUACUGUUGUUGCCAGAUAUUAAAAUGUAUUAUCCUAUCAACUAUACUCCAAUAUAAAACAAAAAUUUUAAAAGUAUUGUCCUGAUGGUAAUACAAAGCUACAUUAUUUAAAACAGUGUAACAGCAGGUCAAUGAGACUCGGAUAAAGACCAUACACAGAUCUAGUAUAUAUAAUAAUUUAACAUAAAAGGUAGGGAAAGGAAGGAUCUGGGAUUAUUUAAUAAUACCAAAGUGGGAAGUGUAAAAAAAAAAUCAAAUUACAAAAACUAGAAAGAAGUAUGUGUGUGUGUGUAUAUAAAACAAACUCAAAUAAAUUGAUAAAAUUUAUAUUCCAAUUGAUAAAUGGACAAAGAAUCUGAAUCAGUCUCCUCAAGUAAAGGAAACAAAAGCAAAAAUAAACAAAUGGGACCUAAUUAAACUUAAGAGUUUAAUUUCCUUUGCACAGCAAAGGAAACCAACAAAAUGAAAAGACAACCUACUGAACAGGAGAAAAUAUUUGCAAAUGAUAUGAUAAAGGAUUAAUGUCCAACAUACACAAACAGCUCAUACAACUCAACAUCAAAAAAACAAACAACCCAAUUAAAAAAUGGGCAGAAGCCUUGAAAAGAUAUUUUUCCAAAGAGGAAAUGAAGAUGGCCAACAGGCACAUGAAAAGAUGCUCAACAUUGCUAAUCAGGGAAAUGCCAAUCAAAACCACAAUGAGACAUCACCUCACACCUGUCAGAAUGGUUGUCAUCAAA